Phytophthora sojae is the source of this 330-nucleotide messenger RNA. RefSeq lists its product as hypothetical. Gene Ontology annotation, molecular function: sugar transmembrane transporter activity. Gene Ontology annotation, cellular component: membrane. The transcript has a single exon. Gene Ontology annotation, biological process: carbohydrate transport. The coding region runs from base 1 to 330 and encodes 109 amino acids. The record is from RefSeq and is a predicted model, not a curated record. NCBI's taxonomy places the organism in Eukaryota, Oomycota, Peronosporomycetes, Peronosporales, Peronosporaceae.
AUGUCGGCGGCAGUUCUCACCACCCUCCAUGUUCUCUCCAUCGCCAGCGCCAUCGCGGCAGUGCUCGCUCCGUCUCCAGGGUUCUGGAGGAUCUACAAGACUCGCUCGACUGGCUCCGUGUCCGUCCUCCCGGCCAUCCUCAUCUUCUGCAACUGCUACGCCUGGGUCUGCUACGCGCGUGUCGUGAACAGCGUUCCCCCACUAUUUGUGGCGUAUGCGGUCGGUAUGCUGGCCUCGAUCGCCUUCGCUGGUAUCUACUACCACUGGGCGCAGGACCAUGCUCAGAUCCACAAGCUCUACGGCCUCGCGUUCAAAGUACUCGCCGCAUAA